AUGGUCACACAAACUUCUGGCGCCUCUGGCAAACUCCAGAGAGUCGCCUCGCAACCUGAAAACCCAUUUUCGGCCUUGAUCACCGAUCAGUCCAUCGCGAUCAUCCCCUCCUUCACUCUCGAGUCUGGUGUUACCUUGCAUAACGUUCCGGUGGCGUACACCACCCGCGGCAAACUCUCCCCGAACGGCGACAAUGUCUUGGUGAUUUGCCAUGCCCUCAGUGGUAGCGCUGAUGUCGCGGACUGGUGGGGCCCUCUGCUCGGUGGUCCCGGUCAAGCUUUCGAUACCUCGCGAUUCUUUGUCGUCUGCCUUAACAGUUUGGGCAGUCCGUAUGGUAGUGCCAGCGCUGUGACCUACAAGGACGGAGACCCGGAGAAGGGCCUUUACGGACCCGAAUUCCCUCUCACCACCGUGCGUGAUGAUGUGAGAAUUCACAAGAUCGUGCUCGAUGAUCUUGGCGUACGGCAGAUUGCUGCCGUCGUGGGUGGUUCCAUGGGUGGCAUGCUUACCCUCGAGUACGCCUACUUCGGCAAGGAUUAUGUCCGUGCCAUUUGUCCUAUCGCCACAUCUCCCCGUCACUCUGCUUGGUGUAUCAGUUGGGGCGAGGCGCAACGGCAAAGCAUUUACAGCGAUCCCAAGUACGAGGAUGGCUACUACUCGUUCGAUGACCCUCCUGCGACCGGGCUAGGUGCGGCCCGCAUGUCUGCCCUUCUUACAUACCGCAGCCGCAACUCUUUUGAGUCUCGCUUCGGCCGAAACGUGCCUGAUCCCUCCAAGCGCCAGAACAUUAACGGCACCGAGAGAUUGCCCAGUCCGCCCAACGAGCACUGGGCCGUUCACAACGAUGGGCACAAGAGCAGUGGACGCAGCUCCCCUGUGCUCCAGUCGCCUGCGCUUGCCCAGCCGGCCGAAAUUCUGUUCCAGGACCCGCAGUUCUCUGGAACCAAGACCUUCAGCAAGACUGUCGAACCAAAGGGCAAUCAGAAGAAGCUUCCCACUUAUUUCUCAGCUCAGUCCUACCUUCGCUACCAGGGCGAGAAGUUCGUGAAGCGGUUCGACGCCAACUGCUACAUUGCGAUCACCCGCAAGCUUGACACGCACGACGUCUCGAGACACCGGGCCAGCGCAGACUCUGAGAAUCCUGUCCGCGAGGCACUUGGCCAAAUCGAGCAGCCUGCGUUGGUUUUGGGCAUCGAGACCGAUGGACUGUUCACUUUUGAGGAGCAGCAGGAAAUCGCAGCUGGUAUUCCGGACUCGAGAUUGAAGCGGAUCGAGAGUCCCGAGGGACACGAUGCUUUCCUCCUCCAGUUUGAGCAGGUCAACAAGUAUAUCCUCGAGUUCUUCCGCGAAGUUCUUCCGGACAUCAUGUCCAAGGUUCCCGAGGGUGGCGCCGAGGCUGUGGAUGGCGUGAAUAAGCUAACCAAGAGCAGCACAUUCGGCGAAGCGGAGGUGGAAGACAUCACCGCCUGGUAA
This is a messenger RNA of Aspergillus aculeatus ATCC 16872, 1473 nucleotides long. It is a transcript of the gene met2, whose product is annotated as homoserine O-acetyltransferase. Bases 1 to 1473 code for a protein of 490 amino acids. Gene Ontology annotation, biological process: L-homoserine metabolic process. The record is from RefSeq and is a predicted model, not a curated record. NCBI's taxonomy places the organism in Eukaryota, Fungi, Ascomycota, Eurotiomycetes, Eurotiales, Aspergillaceae. The transcript has 3 exons. Gene Ontology annotation, molecular function: homoserine O-acetyltransferase activity.